Cinclus cinclus is the source of this 2969-nucleotide messenger RNA. It is a transcript of the gene CCDC191, whose product is annotated as coiled-coil domain containing 191. Gene Ontology annotation, molecular function: phosphatase binding. Lineage: Eukaryota; Metazoa; Chordata; Aves; Passeriformes; Cinclidae. The record is from RefSeq and is a predicted model, not a curated record. Bases 1 to 2682 code for a protein of 893 amino acids. The transcript has 16 exons.
AUGGCCAAGAGGGGCGGACGGCGGGCAGGGGUGGCCGCCGCGGCCAUGACCCUCACGGGCGAGCAGCCGGGGUUGCAGCGCGGGCAGCGCCUCCCGCAGAGAGUGGACCGAGCCUGUGAGUAUGCUGUCUCUGAAGCUUUUUCCCUUCAAAAGCCAAAGUGUCCACAGAGGCCUUGGGGCCCUGUGACAAGUCUGGAAACUGCAGAAUGGCUGCAAGUUCAUCAUGAGGCCUGUGGGGAAGCCCAGGAGCUGCUCAGUAACUGGAUGAAGUCCCAACUGCAACUGGAUCUGAGUGAUGGAGAAGAGGAAGUUGACUCUGUCCUUCAGAAAGAGCUUUCUGCAGCCCCUCCAAAGUAUGAGCACUUUGAUGACUUGUGCAGCUAUCUGGAAUGUGAAAUGGAAAGUUCCUCUGUCCAGAAAUACCUCCAGCAUCUUUUGCAGAGUGAAGCUGUGAACUGUGGGAUAGCGAAACACUUUAAACUUGAAGAGAUCAAGGAAAAAAAACAACUUGCAGAUCCACGAAUAAUCAUGGACCUCAGACACAAGCAGGUGAAAGAAAACCGAAUGAGGCAUCAAAAGGCUUUAGAGCUUCAGAGACAAGAAGAGUCCCUGAAGAAAGCAAUCCUGUCUGAGGCCAGGCUCCAAGCACAGGAGGAGGACAGAAGGAAGGCCCUGCAGGCUAAGAAGGAGGAGGAGGAGAUCCAGAGGGAAAUAGUGAAGCUGCGAAAGGAAAUGGCUGAGAAGAAGCACACUGUGGCAAAAGUUUGGAGAAUGGAGGGGAAGAGACAACAAAAAACUCAGAAGCUGUCAAUGCAGGAGGUGUCUGCUGUGUCACCACCCCUGAUCCUGAAGAGAGAAGAGCAAGGAGAGGAGAAACAAAGAAAGACUCAGGAGUUGCUGCACAGGAUUCACACCAGUAAGCAGAGAUGCUUGCAACGACAUUUUUCUGCUUGGCUGAAAGUCAUUCUGGAGCACAGAAUUAAAAUGGGAAAAGCCAGAGCCCUUGCUGACUGGAGAUGCCAACUGAAGGCCCUGCGAGCUUGGAGAAACUAUACUUGGGCCCAGAAAGUAGAGCAGGAGACACAGCAAUUUGAAGUUCAUCUCCAAGAUCAAAACAGGAAAACCCAACUGGCUGUAGAGCACAACCAGCGACACCUCCUGCACUGCUGCUUUCUGGCCUGGCAGCACUGGAGCCGAGCGGAGAUGGAAAAACGAGAGCUGCAUAUGAGGAGGGAGCAGAAAAAUAAAAAGAUGGAACAGCUGCUGGAGGCUGUGUCAGUGGGGAAAUGUGGAGACAGGCCACUAGAGGUUAACAAGCCUGGGACAGAAGUAAAUCAUCAUCAAGAUUUACAGCAAAACAAGCCAACUGAAACUUGCUUGAUACAGAAAGAGCCUGGUCAGACGAGAGACCAGUCUUGUUCGGAUGUUGUUCACACAUCUCAUUUCCGCAGAAAACCCAAAUUUGCCUGGGAGAUUACCAUUAAACAUGCAGCCCUGAGUGCCCAGGACCAGGCUAUGUACAGGAAUCAGAUAGCCACAGUCCUCCAGCAGUUUCAGGCACUCAGUCCAGACAUAUCUCCUGCUUAUGGUAGUCGUUUUGAGCACCGUCACGCCUUCCAGCAAUGUAUGAUUGAGGAGCAGAGGCAGCAGCUUCAGAAACAGCAAGAGCUGAUCCUUAGACUGCAGGAAAAUCAGAAGAUGAGCAGAGAGAAAGAAGAGGGAGCACAAGCUGUGGCUGUAACCCAGACAUUUAACAAUUCUGCUUCUCAAACCAGGGAGGAAAAACAAUCCAGAUGCAAGAAUACAAUCCCUUUGAGCCCACCUGAUUCUCAUGGGCCAGAAAACACAAGGGCAGCAAUGCAAGGCAAGAGGCCCUCCAGCUGGCUGACCUCACUUCAUCCCAUACUGAAAGGGAUGGAGGAGAGAGCGAUUCAGCGGGCAGAACAGAAGAAGAAAAUAGAAGAAGCCAAACAACAAAAAGCAGAGGAAAAAUUGGCCCAGCUGAAGGCUGAAGAGGAAGCACGACAGAGGAAGGAAGCCGAGGAAAAGAAAGCACAGCGGGAAAAACGCCAGAAGGAGAGAAGGCAGCAGAAGAUGAAAGAACUGGAAAAGCAGAGGAGGUUGGAGAAAGAGCAGCAGCUCCAGAAAAAGGCUAGAGAUCACUAUGAGAAGGUCCUUCUCAGAAAGCUGGGAAUGGUGCCAUGGAAAAGGUUGAGGGAGCAAGCCAAGGAAAACCUAGUGGUGGCACAAAGGCACCACAGCUUGGGCCUGCAGAGGAAAUGCCUGAUUACUUGGCUGCAGAAUGCCCAGCAGAGUCUCAAGGACAAGAUGUCUUGGGCUGAGGACUUCUAUUCCCAUAUGUUACUGAGAUGGGGCUUCAGGAACUGGCUAAAGUACAAGGAUUAUCUCUCUACUCAGGAAGAGAGAUCAAGUACCUUCCACACAGUCUGCCUCAUAAGGAAGUUCUUCUGGGCAUGGUUUGAUCAUAUAAUGGAGGAAAAAAGGACCUUAUGGGAGAAGCUGAAGAUUGCUACUGAACGCAGAAACAAGAUGCUUACACUGAACACAUUCAAGGCAUGGAGGCAGUACCCAUUCCUGAUGAAAAAGGAAAGGGAAAGAGAAGAAAGAAGAAACCAGCUACGCAGGAGAGUAGCUGAAAUUCUCCCCAACUUCCAAAUAUGACAGAAGAGUCAGAUGACAUGGGAAGGAGACAAGACCAGUUUUGUUCAGUGCUAUCUCCCUGUUGACUGAAACAAGUCUAGGGGGAAGGCUUACCAAGUGCAGAGGGUCUUAAGCCAAAAGGAGCUCCCUGUUGUCAGGUCACCGAUGUUGUAAAUGCAGCAUAGAUGGAAGCUGAUCUAACAGUUUCAAGGUUGCACUUCAUGGAGUCAUUCCCCUCAAGCCUCUGUAGGGGUCUCUUGGCUGUUGGCCAUGAAGCCCAAGAUAACUAAAGCCUAGCACAGGGUGUG